GUCAUUUUAUUCCCUGUGUAAAUUAAAUUUUUUGUUUGAAAGUUCUGUUUCUCUCUCGUGUUCUUGUUUGAGCUUAUUAUAAUGGAGAAUUAGGUCUCAAAUCCUCUGUUACAGAUCCUCAUACCACGACAUUGUGCUCCGAUUAGACCUCUUCAAGUGUUCAGCUCUAAUAUCUGAAUUUGCAAUUUAUUUACUAGUGAUGCAGUAUGUAGCUUCUAGGGCAGAGUUUUCCCAUUACUGGGAAUAUCCAAAAGCUUUCAGUUCCGUGGUAGUUGGUAGAAUUUGAAAAUUGUUCGCUAAACUACUCAGGAUGCUGCUCUCUUGUUCUUUGUUUUUUUACCUCUUUUUCCCCCUUGCACUAGUGAAAACAAAUUCCUAAUAUUUUCCUGCAAUAAUGGCAGUGGAGGUCCUCUACUAGGCUGGAUAGGAAAUUUGAUUGGGUCUAACGCAGGAACAUUUACUCUGACAGUGCUGCUACCUGCUAGUGCUAUUGGAGAUUGAAGAUGUAGAACCUGCAUCAAACUUUGACUGCAUAGCUUAUCCUGUAUCAAAAAUGGCAUAGUUUAUGUGCGUAUAUAGCUUACGGGAACCUUUCACAGAAACUGCCAGGAAGAAGAAUUGGUCAGCUGGGAAUUUGCUGGCAUGACCGGUAAAUUCGUCUUAUUGUGAGCCUGCAUGGAUGCUUAUGGAAGCCAAUUUGAUGAUUUCCCUGCUAUACCAUUCAAUGAAUCCUUGAAUUUCCCAAUUCAUGUUGAUGACAAUGCAUUUCCAAUAGAUGAUGAAUCUUUGCUCAAUUUCGAGGAAUUGGAGAAAAUCUUAAAUGGAGAAGUUGAGGAUUUGAAUCAAUGGUUGCUGAGUGGUAGUGAUGAAGAAUGUUUGUCAUCAUCAUGUCAUCAACUCUCUAUUGAAAAAGAAAGUAAUGAUGAAUGGAGCUUUAGUCCUUCCUUUAUUUCAGUUGAUGCGUCCAUAAACACAAACUUUUCUCAAGAAACAUUGAACAUGCCUCUUGAAGGCAUGGAGAUUGAUAAUCAAAUUGGCUUGAUUCAUCUAGGCAAGGCGUUGGGAGAAGCAACGGAGAACGAGCAAGGAGACCUAGCUGAGGUGAUCAAGGAACGAAUAAGAGACAAAGCAAGUCCAGUAGGUGAAACCAGCGAACGUCUUUUGUAUUACUUGUUUCAUCAGUCAAAAGACAAGAAAGCAGACUGCCUUGAGCAAGAAUGUGACAAAAACUUUGAAGCAACCAUGAAGGUUUUCUAUCAAAUAUUUCCUUACGGAAUGUUUGCUCACUUUACAGCGAAUUCAGCUAUCCUUCAAACCAAGCCUAACAAUGCUGAGGUCUUGCACAUAGUUGAUUUUGAUAUUGGAGAUGGAUUGCAAUGGUCUUCAAUGAUUAGUGCUGUUGCUCAGCAGGAAAAGAUGCUAGAUCAAAGAGUGCCCUUGAAAUUGACUUCAAUUAAGUGGAAGGAGGAGGAUUGUGUGCAGGGAAGAUUUAAGGAGACAAAGAUGAGACUUCUCAAUCACGCGAGUUCUUUGGGCGUUAAGUUGAAGGUGGAGGAGAUGGAGUUGCAGGGCAUGGUGAGUGAAAUAAGGAGAAAGAAAAGGAGAGGUGGAAACAGAGAGUUUUUGGCCUUCAAUUGCAUGUGGUCACUUCCCCUUUUGGGCAGAAGAAGAAGUAGACGCCAAUUUGUUGAGUUUAUCAGUGUGGCCAAGGAUUUGUUAGCCAAAAAUACUACCACCAAUGGCGUCAUAACUAUUGGUGAUGGAGAUGCAUGGGAGAAAUCAAAGAAUUGUCAUGGAUUUGGUUCAUUCUUUGAUAGUUACAUGAAGCAUUACCAUGCCUUGUUGGAUUCAAUAGAAUGCAACUUCCCCGUCCAUCUCGCCGAAGCUAGAGUAGCCAUGGAGUGUCUAUUUGUGGCACCUUUUGUAUCCUGUGAUGAUUGGAAGCGAAUGUGGGAGGAAAGAAAGGAAGGUAAUUACUGUGACUUCAAAUAUGGCUUGAAAGGGGUUGGAUUGAGCAAUGAAUGUUGGUUGGAAGCCAAAGAGCUUGUAAAAGAAGGAGAGAGUCUGUAUGGAGUGAGGAUUGAAGGUGAGAAUGUUAAUGAGAUGGUUUUGGAGUGGAAAGGAACCCCAUUGAUUAGAGUAGAAGCAUGGAGAUCAUGAACACAGGCAAAGAAGAAGAGAAGACAGAACAAAAGUCAGAUGAUAUUUUUUGACUAGCUUUAGUGUUUGCCGUGUUGGCUGACUUGUUCAUGUAAUCAUUUUCUUAAGAAAAACAAGGUAUAUGCGUAUCAAUUGAUUUGUUGAUUCAAUGAAGAACCACAUUCUAUGCA
This is a messenger RNA of Tripterygium wilfordii, 2330 nucleotides long. RefSeq names its product protein NODULATION SIGNALING PATHWAY 2-like. The record is from RefSeq and is a predicted model, not a curated record. Gene Ontology annotation, molecular function: sequence-specific DNA binding; DNA-binding transcription factor activity. Gene Ontology annotation, biological process: regulation of DNA-templated transcription. Bases 676 to 2160 code for a protein of 494 amino acids. The transcript has 4 exons. Gene Ontology annotation, cellular component: nucleus. NCBI's taxonomy places the organism in Eukaryota, Viridiplantae, Streptophyta, Magnoliopsida, Celastrales, Celastraceae.